Xiphophorus hellerii (green swordtail) is the source of this 3998-nucleotide messenger RNA. RefSeq names its product coiled-coil domain containing 120a (gene ccdc120a). The record is from RefSeq and is a predicted model, not a curated record. Bases 2081 to 3733 code for a protein of 550 amino acids. The transcript is spliced from 10 exons. NCBI's taxonomy places the organism in Eukaryota, Metazoa, Chordata, Actinopteri, Cyprinodontiformes, Poeciliidae.
AAACCCAAACACACGAAGAAGAAAGCAGAAACCUGCUGCUGGCGCACAUGUGCGCGCAUGGGCGAGGCGUGUGCGUGUCCGCGGCGGGAGCGCGCCUCGUGCUGCUGAUGCUGCGGAUGAUGAAGAGGAGGACGAUGAAGAGCGAUCAGAGCUUGGAUCCCAGCUGAUCGAUCAGAACUCUCAGGUUCUCUGGACCGGUUCUGCUCUCCGGACCGGGUCGCGGACCACGUGACGCCGCCGCUGCAGGUGACCCAGGUAAGCUGGACCGGAACUCCCGCUAAAAGUCUGCGGGGUGCAGCGGCGCGGCGCGCGGGAGCCAAGCAGCGCGAGCCAGGGUGGUUGUUAUGGUGAUGUUCGGCUCAGAGUCCGAACCAAACCGAACCGAGCUGAGGGAAGGACCCGGGUCAAACUACACGGGGGGUGAGGGGAGUGAGGGGGGUUGAGGUUCGGUUCUCCGAGUCCAACAGGAAGCAGGCAGCUUCCGGUUCGGCGGCUGAUCCAGAUCCAGCUGCGGGAACGGAACAGAACCGGCAGGUGAGCCUGGGAUUACUGCUCACUGAUUGGCUCUGCUGCUCAGAGAGGCAUGCGCGUGCGCGACUCACGUGACACCAACUUGUCUUUGUGUUGACAUGUGGAAUCAGCUGAGUGACGUAAAAACACACAAACUUUACCCAGAGCCAGCGAGAGCCAAUCAGAGAGCAGCCUGGGGUCACAUGGUCCAGGGCGUAGAACCGGGUUCUGGUCCCGGUGGGUCAGCCAUCAUGGACGGCCUAACGGGGUAACCCGCAGGUUAGAAGAUUAAUAUAAUUAUGGUCUUGUUGUUGUGUCUGACCGUCACCAUGACAACAAGAACCUGGCUUCACCUCUUUCCUUUCAUUAGCAGAAAAACUAGAAGAACGAAACCUCGUCUGUCCUCCAGGGUCCGGACCAGUUCGGAGAACAAGUUCUGGCAUUUCUUCUCUUUUCUUCUUCUCUGUUCUGUUUGCUGGGCUUUGCUGUACCAUUCUGCCCCCAGAGGUUACUGCUGGUACUGCUCCGUUUGGAUAGCCACAUCUUGCCAACGUUCCCACUGAGUGGUACGGUUCCGCGUUUUUAUGGUCCAGCGUAUUCAGGAGAACGUUUCCACCAUUGGGUGGAACUCUGACUGGGCACACAAACCCAAACAUGUAGGGUUGCAUCAUGCUAGCACCACGACAAACUUGACGCACUACCACGUCUGGUAAUGUUUCUCCAUCCUCAGUAGUCGGUGUUGUGUGACGCCAGUAGCUCCACCCUAACCGGACUGUACCUUGAGCUUUGGACCUACACUAACGAGGGACCAUGCAUGGUGAGGUACGGGUCGGUUGGGCAGGGAAACAGAACAGCGCUGUCCCAUCAGCAGAUUGGAAGAUAUUCAGGUGUUCAGGUUGUGUAAACCGUUGUGGUUGGGAUGGAGCAGAGUCCUUGCUUUACUUCCUCAUGGCUGUGGAGACCAGCAGCCUUUGGGUUGAGGUACCAGAACCAGUGAGUGGAUUGGUUCAUUCAAACUGGGUUUGAUGGUAGAGGAGGCCACCUCAGGCUGCUGUCCUAUUGGCCGAUGGCAGCAUGAUGGAUCGGGACCCAGAGGUUCUGAGCCUGGCUCCACAGACAUCUUCUAUCUCCAGAGGCCAUUUGAGUUGGACCUCGAAGGUUCCAGAAAGUACCGGGACCAGCUGCCGCUCUCACGGUGGCAGUUUAUUGGCUGAUUCUGAUCUCUGUUUAGGAUGGAAGCUCCUCCCACGUUGCCUCUUCCAUCCGCCUGCUGAUGGUUAAGGAUCGCACCCAGUGAAGGAGUUCCAGGGUUCUGGGUCCAUCCUUUCCUCUAACAGAAACGGAACAAAGCCCAGUUGGUACCAGAGGUUGAGCACCCCCUGCAGGCCGCCAUGGGAGCUGCAGCUGCCUGAGCGUCUGGCCUGUUGGAUGGCUGCAGGUGAGAAACACUGGAGGGUCUAUGAAGUGGCUCAGCAGGUGAGGAACACCUGGUGGCGCUCCACAGGUGAGCCGGGCUCCGUGGACAGGACCGGAGCGACGAGGGGGCGGAGUCACAUGGGAAGUGCAUGCCAUGGAGGUCAAAGGCCAACUCAUUUUAGCACCUGAGCCCCUCACCUGUCCAAGCAGGAAGCAAAAAGAGCGAAUGGCGGAGCUGCAGGAGAGGAGGCGGAGCCUGCAGGUUCUACUGAGCGCACGAUUGGCCGAGCUGAGGCGGAUCUGCCUCCAGGAGGCGGAGCUGACAGGUGCAGUGCCCAGCGACUUCCCCCUGGAGGCGGGCGAGAAGCCGCCCUGCGUCCGCAGACGAGCGGCGCCGACCCGCCAGGGGAACAGGAAGUGUCGAGCGGAGGAAGAAGACGGCCAGCGGCCCAAACCCAGAAAGACGCUGUUCAGCGCCGCACUGAGGAAACACAGCGACUCUGAGAACGGCACACACACUCACACCCACACACACCAUGGCAAGAGGACGGUGCACCGGGGUUGCCACACAGAUGAUACAGUGAGAUCAGAGAGCAGCUCCACAUCAGACUCAGCAGGAAACGACAACGACAACGGUGGGUCUCAGUGUCGCUCCCUGCUGGUUUCUGCUGGAUCUCCUGUGGAGGUUUUCAACCAGAACAAACCCAAGAAGUCGUCAGUGCUCAGCAGGACUGAACACCGUGAGAACACCAAGCCCCCUCCUCUGCCCCCCUCGCAGCCUCCCCCUCCUCCUCCUCGCUCCCAGGACUCCUCCUCCUCCUCCGACGUGGGGCGGGAGGCGGGCUGUCGGGCGUCGCGCCAGAGCAACGGCUCCAACAGCCUCCUGACCCACAGCACCCCCCCGGAGGACGAGGACGAGGGUGGGGCCCAGCAGGGGCCGCUGCGGCCCAACGGAGCCACCGUUUCCAGGGGAACGAACGCGGCCGGGUCAUUCUGGAGCUCUGAGUCGCUGACGGAGCGACGCAGCAGAAACCACCCCUCGGCCCCAGAGGGGGGGGUCCGUGUCCGAGGGGGGGGCUACAGCGAGGUUCUGCUGGACUACGUCUGGGAGAAGCAGCGGCAGCUGCAGCGCCAGCAGUCGCAGCCCAGCAGGCCGCUCCACAGCACCGGCUCCGCCCAGCAGCCCGCGGGAGCCCCGCCCGUCUACCGCGGUCACCACGGCGACCAGCGCAGAGUCACCGUCACCCGCACCAAGUCCUGCGGCCCGUUCCUGCCAGUGCAACAGAACCACGGUGACAUCACCAAACAGGUUCCGCCCACCAUCCAGCCAGACCCCCACCCCCACCUCCUGCCCCCCCGCCCGCCGCAGCUGCCCCCCCAGCAGGACUCGCAGCUGGAGGAGGCCACCCGAAGCCUCCACAAGGCCCUGGCCCUGGAGGGUCUGAGGGACUGGUACCUGAGGAACACCUUAGGAUCCACCCACCAGAACCAGGCCGGUGGAAAGGUCUCGUCAGCUGCCAACACUAAGCCGAGUGGUGGGGUCAAAGGUCAGACCGGAGGGGUUGGAGCCCUGCAGCAAAGACGCACGGCCCACGGAGUCCUCCAGCAGUCGCCCUAUCAGAGUCAUCACUACGCCGCGCCGCAUCACAAGCAGACGCUGCCGCACUCCGCCACGUUCCACGGACAUCCGCUGCAUGGGAGGUCUGUGGACAGCUCGCUCUACCAGGACUCCUGUCUGUCCCAGAAACAGGAAGUUCCUCUCAGAGACUUGGCGGUGGACCAGCCGUCUCCUGGGACUCUGGUCUGAUCACCAGCCAAUCAGAGGAACAGACUUGGACGGACUCCGGCCCGGUUCUCUGGGCCUCCUGUGAUUGGGUGAUGAUGAACCAGCUGACCCAGUUCAGAGACUACCCGAACACCCAGACGCCCCAUGCACCUUAAAGACAGGUUCGCCUCCCCAAGACCUUCAUCUGACCUGACAGGGUCAGCUAAGGACGACCAUCUACUCAUCAGAGUGUUCACUGGUCUCUGGAGGAGCCACAAACCUGAACCAGAACCAGAACCUGCCUGAA